Molecule: messenger RNA, 2223 nt
Organism: Penicillium cataractarum
Lineage: Eukaryota; Fungi; Ascomycota; Eurotiomycetes; Eurotiales; Aspergillaceae
Product: transcription factor domain-containing protein
Exons: 4
Coding region: 1-2223 (740 amino acids)
Biological process (GO): DNA-templated transcription; regulation of DNA-templated transcription
Molecular function (GO): DNA binding; DNA-binding transcription factor activity, RNA polymerase II-specific; zinc ion binding
Source: RefSeq, a predicted model, not a curated record
AUGGCGCCUCGGGCAAAACGGUCAAAAGUAGGCAGUGCAUGCCAGAGAUGCCGCCGACAGAAGCUCAAAUGCGACAUUAAACGCCCAUGCACAUUAUGUGUCCGUGCUGGGGUCGACUGCCAGACGACAGACCAGUGGCGAGUGAUUGAAACGCCGCAGAAUGACCAGGGGAAGAAGAUCAACCCCAAACGCAAGCGGAGCCUGGGAACAGAGCACUCUGAUGAUGCUGGCAUCACCAAGCAGCGGUGGUCUAGUUCUACCAUGUCGUUAGUGGAAGGAGCAUUCCAUUUGCAUAGCUCUACGACACCUGACACAGCUUUGGUGACCGCUUUGCCGGGUAGUCAAAGACUGCAUCGCUCAGCGAGCCCGAGGCCAAGUAUCACGAGCCCAGCUGAGAGGAGGCUUACCGGGCCUCAUACCUCACAUUCCUGGCCACAAGGACCACGAUCAGCAGUAGCAGAGUUGGUCUCACUUUUACCUCCACGUGAUGUUGUGGCUUUGCUGGUGGACACUUACUUUGAUCGGAUCCACUGGUUCAUGCUUAUUUUCCAUCAAGAUGAUUUCAGGAAAACCUGGCAGCAGAUGUAUGAUUUGCCCAAGGAGCAGCUGAUUGAGAACUGCCCGAAUCCAGGGUUUAUCAGUACUUUUCUCGUCGUGAUUGCCAUUGCAUUACAUUAUGCAGGCAGACAUAGACAGGAUUUACUGCAGGCUCAUGGUAUAUCCCCCGUGGAUUUCAAAGAGAGAAUACUGUCAACCACCCGGGCCAAGAUACUUGACAUCGUGUCUCUGGGGUCUUUAGAAGCAGUGCAGACAUGUGUCCUGUUAGGUACUUACUAUCUGUACCAUGGCAAGCCAGAGCUGGCAUGGCCAGUCUGUGGCUGUGGAUUACGCAUUGCCCAAGCUUUGAAUCUACAUCGAAAAUCGCCACAUGCAGGAUCUAUGACACCCGAGAUUCACCGACAAAACGAGACCCGCAAACGUUGCUGGUGGGCUAUUUACGAGAUUGAAACAUUUUGCUCCAUGUCCUAUGGCUAUCCGCAUAGUAUCAAGGACUCGGAUUGCGACGUGGAGUUUCUAGACCCGUCGGCCAAAUCUGUGACUGGUCAAUCCCCUGCAUCAUUUAGCGCUACGCAUGGAUGUCCAACCAGCCUUCUCUCGUACAAGUACUUGAUGUCCAAGCUUUCGGUACUCAUCAAUGACAUUCUUACUGAUCUGUAUGGACUCGGGUCCUUGAAGGGCAAGAGCCAGCAAGGCAGAUCGAGUGGCUCCUCCGGUCUUCAGAGUCUUGUUCGAAAAGUUUCAGGUCUUGACACUCAACUACGGAAAUGGAAGGCUGAAAUCCCUGCUGUCCUACAGCUCAGUGAUGCCGGCACUACAACAUAUACUUCGGCCGAUGAAAUGGACCAGGACAUUGGGGCCUCUGGCCCCAGGUUCGAAGCUCAUAUUUAUCAAUUGCAGGCUCUUGCCCUGAAACUUGCUUACGAGAACGCUAUCAUUCUGGUCCAUCGUCCGUUGUUGGCGUACAAGUCGAUCUCUUCGGCAGAGACCGAAACCGAAGAGCCCAAUCACCCGGCCCGAGACACAGUGAGGUUGUCACUACAGUCAUGCCGUGAUGCGGCCUUGGCGACCUCUAAUAUCGAGACGAUACCCAUCUUUUCUCUUGCAGCUGAUACCUACGCAGCGGCAUUCAUAGGAAUGCACACCUUCACAGCUGGUGUUAUGCUUUGCGUUUUGAUCAGCACAGAACCAUUGGGCGCGCAAUCUCAUGAAUCCAAGAUCGGAUUACGCCGCCUGCUACGUAUGCAGUCACUUCUAAAGUCACGAUCACAUUCAACUGUCAAUACACAAGGCCUAGAGAUCCUGGAGAGAUUGACCAAAUUGAUCAUGGAGAAAGAGUUGAAAGAGAUGUUGAAUUCUUCCGAAAAUGAACCGGGCCCUAUGCUCCACACCAACGAUUCCAGAGAGGAGUCAGUCAUACAGAAUUCGACUGAAAGUGAUCAGAUGCUUUCCACAAAUGUUCCGGUUAUGGACGACGAUGCUACGUUCAACUACAUAGAGGACCCAGUCAUGUCACAAGCCCUCUUCGAUUUUGAUCAAGUACUCUCGGGGAGUAACAUGAACUUUCCACUCGAGCCUCUUUUCCCAGAUCUCCUUGGCCCUGGGGGUGGCUUUGCUCCGGAACAGGGAUGGAUCUGGGGGUUUGACAGAAUGGGCCUGUCUUGA